CUGAUUGGCUGCCUCUCGCUCUCCCGAGCACAGCCGGGGAGGCCUGCGGCUGCGCCUCUAAAGGCGCUACCAGUCGAGUCUUGUGCUGCUGCGUCCUGCUCCUCGCAGCCUCCGCGGGCUCUCUGGAAUCGUUGCAACCCUGCCGGCAUGUCUCAGGCUGAGUUUGAGAAAGCUGCUGAGGAAGUUAAACACCUCAAGACCAAGCCGGCAGAUGAUGAGAUGCUGUUCAUCUACAGCCACUACAAACAAGCGACCGUGGGUGACGUGAAUACAGAACGGCCUGGAAUGUUGGACUUCAAAGGCAAGGCCAAGUGGGAUGCCUGGAAUGAGCUGAAAGGGACUUCCAAGGAAGAUGCCAUGAAAGCUUACGUCAACAAAGUAGAAGAACUAAAGAAAAAAUACGGAAUGUAAGGGACUGGAUUUGGCUGCCAGCCACACAUUUCAUCUAAACUGUUAUAAUGCCUUGUUUUUCUAACACUGUGGAUGAAGUUAAUAAAUAACCAGUUAACCCUAUUGCUCAAGACAGCCCAGGAUAGGGCUCGAACAGACUAGGGGCUGGAAUGGUUACUGACCAUCGCAGAGUAGUUUUUAAUCUGAAGAUCAAUUAAAAGUACCUUUGUUACUUUAA
Camelus dromedarius (Arabian camel) is the source of this 628-nucleotide messenger RNA. It is a transcript of the gene DBI, whose product is annotated as diazepam binding inhibitor, acyl-CoA binding protein. Lineage: Eukaryota; Metazoa; Chordata; Mammalia; Artiodactyla; Camelidae. Gene Ontology annotation, biological process: fatty acid metabolic process. Gene Ontology annotation, cellular component: mitochondrion. Gene Ontology annotation, molecular function: fatty-acyl-CoA binding. The transcript has 4 exons. The coding region runs from base 148 to 411 and encodes 87 amino acids. The record is from RefSeq and is a predicted model, not a curated record.